Molecule: messenger RNA, 2946 nt
Organism: Sinocyclocheilus grahami
Lineage: Eukaryota; Metazoa; Chordata; Actinopteri; Cypriniformes; Cyprinidae
Gene: kif28
Product: kinesin family member 28
Exons: 17
Coding region: 294-2744 (816 amino acids)
Biological process (GO): microtubule-based movement
Molecular function (GO): microtubule binding; ATP binding; microtubule motor activity
Source: RefSeq, a predicted model, not a curated record
AAGGUUUAUGGUUGUAUCAUAUAGGUGGAUACUUUACACUGGUUGAACGUGUAAUAAAAUCAUCCAUAUUACAUGGAUGGACUAAUUGCUUUGAUGGUCUUAAGCUGGUGAACACAGCGUUUUGUUCAUUGCAGACAAUAAUGUACAUUUAUUUUAUUUUUCUUCAAACGCAUCAGUUUUAUUUUGAACAGCAUUGUGGACUCAUUUGUAAUGCCUGUUUGCUUUCAAAUACAGAACAAGAAUUUACAAUCUUUGAUGUAUUGUAGUUCUUCAUAGAGUGUAUUCACGUGAGCAUGAGGGCGAGGGGAAUGGAAAUGGCCAGCAAGGACUGUGUGAAAGUGGCAGUCCGGGUCAGACCCUUCAAUAAGAGGGAGCGGGAUGCAGGUAGUCGCUGCAUUAUCUCAAUGACCUCCAACAAUAUCAGUAUUCAAGACCCUCGCAAUCCGCAGAACAGCCGCACAUUCACUUUUGACUUCACUUACUGGUCUCUCAGUGGCUUUAGUAGGAAUAAAGAUGGUCUGUUCGUACCUGAGGAGACAGGUGGGCGCUACGCUGACCAGGCGAGUGUGUUUCUGGAUUUGGGGCAGGGCAUCCAUGAUAACGCACUGCAGGGCUACAAUGCCACAUUACUGGCAUAUGGUCAGACUGGAUCUGGGAAGAGCUACUCAAUGGUUGGUUAUGGUCCUAACAAAGGCCUUAUCCCCACCCUCUGCGAGAGACUGUUUCAAUCUAUCAAGAGCAUGCAAGAUAGCAGGCAGUGUCAGGUAUUCUUCAGCAUGUUGGAAAUCUACAACGAACAGGUUGUAGACCUUCUAUCAAAGACCAGCCGAUCUGCGGGUGGUCUUCGGGUGCGAGAGGACCAGCAGAGGGGCUUCUACGUGGAGGGGCUGAGGCGGGUGCCCUGCGACAGUGCAGCACAGGUGGAGCAGCUGAUGGAGCAGGGAACACGCACACGCACCACGGUGGCCACACACAUGAACGCCAACAGCAGUCGCUCGCACAUGCUCAUCGUCAUCCAGCUCAAACAGGUGUCCAUUCUACCAAGCAUAUCUCACGCUAGUCUGAAAAUGUCUUUACUGGCAUUGUUUACACAUGGCAUUAACCUGCAAUCACUCAUUCAGAACACAGCCUAUUUACUUGCAUUCAUCCACAUCAAUAACCUUUUAAGUGCUCUAGCAGACAUGGCUCUUGGGAAGAAAGUAGUUCACAUCCCUUAUAGAGACUCUGUCCUCACCAAAUUACUGCAGUCUGCUCUUGGUGGUAACAGUCGAACCGUCAUGAUUGCAACCUUGAGCGCUGCAGAUAUUUGCUAUGAAGAGUCUCUUUCUACUCUUCGAUAUGCAGAGAGGGCCAAGCGGAUCCAGAAUAAAGCUGUGGUGAAUGAAAGUCCCACAGAACGACUAGUGAAGGAACUCAAGGCAGAAAAUGCAAAACUACUUUUGAGACUAAGCCGACUGGGCCAAGAAGGCCGUAAAGCUGAUGAUGAGACAAAGGAGCUGCGGCGAUUGUUGACUCAUAAUGAGCUGCAGAUUCGAGCCAUUCAGACGUUGUGGGAACAACAUCUCCAAGAGGCCCUAAAAGACUGGGAGACUCAGUAUGCAACUAUAACACAGGUAUGGAUGUGGUCCAAAGCCAAAUUCGUCAACCGUAAGUUUCUGAUGGAGGAGGUGUACCAGCAGCAGGUGGUAGGAGGAGAGGGGGCAGACCGAGCUCCUCUUCCCAGGGACAGAGAUCCGUUCUGGGAUCCUCUGGAGCCCCUGCACCUGGGCAGCGCUCACUUGUGGCUGCAGUCCCUGGCGUUCCGCAUCCCUCUGGAGGAGCAGGUGGAAGUGGUGGGUCCGGAAGGAACAGAGGAGGCCAUACUGCAGGCACAGCUAAUGCCCUGCAGCCCAACAGGAUUGCCCCUGGGAGAAGACGACAUCCUUAUUGACCCGUCAGAGCUGCUUGGGAAACGACUGGACUUUCAGCUGGUUGUGGAUCAGUGCUGUGGCCUACGCUGGGUUAAAGAGGCCCGGAACCGAGGCGUGCAGAUCGGGUUUCAGGUGUUUGACUGCCCGCAGCCUCUCUACACUCCAGCGGUGUGGCACAACGUGAACCCGCUCUUGGAUCACAGAGUCCAGUUCACUGCUCUAAGAACCUCUCAGGAACUGCUCAACUUCCUGCAGAGCAAUGCCCUGGUGCUGGAGCUGUGGGGCCUGCAGGAAGGAUGUUCUGAAUUAGUCUCUUGUAUGGAUGGAGUGAAGAUGACUCAAGAGGACAGCAUUAUUAUUGACAAGAUUAGUGCAUCAGAACACUUGACUGCAGAAACUGGUGGCUCUGACCUCGGCUCAUCUCUCCGAGCCCUUCAUCAGGACUUGGAACAGCUGAGAAAUUCUAACGCAGCACUAAAGAAAGAAAACAGUGCUCUGAGAGAGCAACUUAACUCAGCCAGAAAUGGUGUGGAGAAUAACCGCGGUCGGCAGGAACGCAGAGGCAGUCUGAGGCCCAGCUGUGAUGCUGAGUUUGCCAAAGCCUUAAAAGUGUUCUACCACAGCAUGACCUCUGUUAGGGGGCAACUUCAGCGGCUGCGCAGACACAAACCCAGUGAGGAAGCAGACCUGCUGGGUCUCAGACUGUUUGUGGAUGAACAUACGUAUCUCCUGAAAGACUUUUCUGAACAGUUGGAACAGUGCGUCACCACUCUCAAACAAGAUGUGGCUGCCAUUGUACGUCGAAAGCGAGAAAAGUCUGGGAUUUGGUCCUGAUACGCCUAUUAAAUCAAACAUCCUGCUGCAUGAACUUGUACAAUUAUAAGACUGAAUCUUGAUUGAAGCUUGAUAAAGUACUAGAUUCACGAAAAAUACUUAAUGUUUGCAUUUUUUUGCAUUUGGUCUUCAGAGUACAUUUAGAAUAGGACACUACCUAUUAUUUUGAAAUGGUUAAAUGCAGUAUGUACCAUAUAUUAAA